CUGUGGCUCGUCACUUGCGCACUACGACUUGGACGAGUUUUCACUCCCAGAGGUGCUAACGGUUGUAAAAUGUAUAAUGGGUAAAAUCAGUAUGAUUAUCUUGGUCAUGUUUGUGCCUUACUUCUAUAUGAGACAUGAAGAUGAUAUGCAUCCGUUUAUUCUUAUCUCAGAACUCCAGAGGAAGUAUAGUGAGAAGCUUGCUAAGGAAACAGAAAAGCAUGGCAGAAAACCUGGCCCAGUGUACGAUGGAUGCAAUAUGUGUGUGUGGAAGUAUUGCUCUCCAUCCACCCAAGAGCUUAAUGCGUUUAGGUUUAGCGAGAGUGACGAUGCCAAACACCUGUUUGAGUGUUUUGGGGCGGUUCUUACUGAUAGAGAUUGUAUCAUCAAAAUUCUUGCCAAGCGAUCUGAAAUACAAAGAACGAUUAUACUCAACCAGUUCCAACAAAUGUAUUCAAUGGACUUUUCAGACAAACUAACCGAUCGGCUUAAUAAAUAUCGGUCGACAACGUUAUUAACUAAUCUGGGUACUCCUCUGCCACUAUUCUUUGCUAGUCAGUUCCGCGCCGGUUUUGAAAAACUAAAAGUACAACGCACAAAGGUCGAAGGUACUUUUACAAGAACCGAAAUCUUGGAAUUAUUAACGAGCCUUCCCAACUGUAUGCUUAGAAAGGUCAAGUCCGUGUAUGAUGCCAAAUAUGUACAGACAUCAUUUCUUCGCGAUUUGAAUGAAUCUUUUAAAUUAAUGCCUAAGAGUGAAUACAUUGAAGUUGUUGUCGCCUUGGCAAACACAGGAAGGGACGAAAUGACUAGUUGGUUCGCGGCUUGGAAUGAUGCGAAAACACUACGUAGGGCUGUGAAAGACCAACACUUCAACAAAAUCAAGGAAAGGUCUAAGGAGAUAUUUACAACACGUUCGUUGUAUCAAUUAAGGGAUACUCUAAUCAUUUAUGAUAAGCUAAGGCAAAACGAUGAAGGGUAUAGCACGAUUUUUGACGAUUUCUAUCACAAACACGAGAAUGCUGUGGAGAUAUAUUCGACUGUUUCUAAAAUCGCUCUAGAUCAUAACACAUACUUCGCAGGCGUCAUAGAGAACACUUUGAAAAAUGACAAAGAUCCGUCCAGAUUCAUGAGCAUCAUUAGAGCUCGAUGUGGUAUUGAUUUAAAAGAUAUCGCCGAUGAGUAUGAGAAGAUCGUAGGUGAGUCUAUGAUUGAUACAUUGAAUAAACAUGAUAAUAAAAAAGGUGACGAGCUUACAAACUUGGGAAAUACAGUGAUGACAAUACUCAAUGGUAGAACAGCCGAAAAAGAAUAAAUUGAGGUUUAUGAAAUGCCCAUCGAGAAUAAAUAAAUUUGAAAACUA
This is a messenger RNA of Macrosteles quadrilineatus (aster leafhopper), 1360 nucleotides long. RefSeq names its product annexin A1-like. The transcript is spliced from 3 exons. Gene Ontology annotation, cellular component: cytoplasm. Bases 77 to 1312 code for a protein of 411 amino acids. Lineage: Eukaryota; Metazoa; Arthropoda; Insecta; Hemiptera; Cicadellidae. The record is from RefSeq and is a predicted model, not a curated record. Gene Ontology annotation, molecular function: calcium ion binding; calcium-dependent phospholipid binding.